Molecule: messenger RNA, 1764 nt
Organism: Sebastes umbrosus (honeycomb rockfish)
Lineage: Eukaryota; Metazoa; Chordata; Actinopteri; Perciformes; Sebastidae
Gene: ier2a
Product: immediate early response 2a
Exons: 2
Coding region: 232-774 (180 amino acids)
Source: RefSeq, a predicted model, not a curated record
GCCGCUCUGAGGCCGGUGGGGGGGGGGUGGGGGGGGGUCUGUCAUAUGACGCUGAGUGAGUGACGUCAACGAGGUUAUAAGUACCGGUCUCGCGCAGCCAGCCUGCAUUGUGUCUGUGCGUAAAGAGCCGGAGAGGAGAACCCACUGAGACCAGGACCCGGACCCAGUGAAACCCCGACUCAGUGAGACCCGGACCCAGUGAGACCCGGACCCAGCAACAGCUGUGACAUCAUGGAGGUCACUGCAGAAGCCAAGAGGAUCAUGGUCGUGGCUUUGGGGAAACUGUACAGCUCGCGCACCCAGAGAGGGGGUCUCCGUCUCCACCGGAGUCUCCUCCUGACUCUGGUCAUGAAGUCCGCCCGGGACCGGUACCACGAGGCCCAGCACGAAGCCCAGCAGGAGGAGGAGAGGGUCGCAGCAGCAGCAGGAUGUGGACUACAGGAGGAGACCGAGGAGCUCCUCCAGGGUGCACCGGAGCUCUGCAAAGGACAGGACUCCAGAGGACAGGAUUUGGAGCUCUGUAGAGGACAGGACAUGGAGGACAAGGAGAACCUGGUCCCGGCGCAGCAGCCCUCGAGGAAGAGACGAGGUAAAGCGGCCGUGGAGCCGGAGCCGGACUUCCUGCCCUGCAAGAAAGCCAAACUGGACUGUCCUCAGCAGCAGCAGCAGCUCCUUGUAGCCUCGGUCCUGCUGGACUAUGUUUUGUGCAGCAGUGAGCUGGGAGGACCGACCCAGACCCCCAUCCCUCUGCAGAGAGCCGUGGCAGCCUGUUGACACCGUGCGUAAAACAGAGACCGUGCGUAAAACCGUAAAGGUGAUGAACUCUUGGACACGGCCAGCAGGGACGCUCCUACAGGGUCUAGGAGGAGGGGCCUCUCCAACAGGAUGAAGACCCGGGGGGCGUCCUAAAAGUCCCGGAGCAGGACUGAACAUGUCGGGAUGUUGUUACCGGAAUCCCGGAAGCAGCUCAGCUGGUGGUGCUCAGCAGUCCUGGUGACUUUGGGCCUAAUUAUUGGCCUGCGGAUGGGCGAUAACAGACUUUGUUUAUGUAGAUACAACUGAACGAUACCGAUACUGAUCACUUCAUAAAUGGGGAUGGGAUUUUUUCAAGUUUAGUGUUAAAUUGUACAGAUAUACUACUGAGCCAGGCUGUGCUGAGCCAGGCUGUGCUGAGCCAGGCUGUGCUGAGCCAGGCUGUGCUGAGCCAGGCUGUGCUGCAGUACAACAGGACACUCUGAAUCACUGAACUGAAAAAUAGAAAAAUAAUCUGGCUACUGGCUCCAAAAAGAUCUGAGUCUGUGGAGAAAGUAAAUGACACAUACCGGCCAUUAUUGACAAAAGUACUGUUAAAUCAAAAUGUUUGUGCCACUAAGUGACCUUAUAUGACCUUCAGGGUGUUUUGUUUUUAAAUGUUUGAACUCCUGUUGCUGUGUUUGACACUUUAUGAUGUCACAAAUGGUUCAUCUUUUAUCUGCAGUAUGUCCGGGCUGUUUUUGGCACAAACAUUAUACAAAACGUUUAGAGGUGAUGCAGCCACCCAUAUGGUUUGUAUUUAUACAUCAUCAUGGUAUCAUAGAUCCGCCCGUCCCCACUAAGGACUGCUUUCAGAGGUGGAACACCUCGAUGAACAUUUACCAGCUGAACAAAUGUCACAUUUAGUGAGUGUGGACCGGUGCUGACUGAAGAUGUGUUGAUGAGUUCAAGUGUAACACAUUCAAUGACGACUACCUCAGUAUUUAUUAAACCUCUUUUUGUACUUAAAGU